This is a messenger RNA of Cynoglossus semilaevis (tongue sole), 5737 nucleotides long. Its product is annotated as kinesin-like protein KIF21A. Bases 485 to 5260 code for a protein of 1591 amino acids. Gene Ontology annotation, molecular function: microtubule motor activity; microtubule binding; ATP binding. NCBI's taxonomy places the organism in Eukaryota, Metazoa, Chordata, Actinopteri, Pleuronectiformes, Cynoglossidae. Gene Ontology annotation, biological process: mitotic spindle organization; spindle elongation; microtubule-based movement. The record is from RefSeq and is a predicted model, not a curated record. The transcript is spliced from 34 exons. Gene Ontology annotation, cellular component: microtubule associated complex.
GUUUCCACCCCGGUGCGUGAACAAGCGACGCGGCGUAACGCACGCGCGUCGGUGUGUUUCCAGUCCGCGUGUUUAUCUGUGUGUAUACGCGUGUGUGUGUUUGUGUGUGCGGUGUGUCACUAGCAGCAGCAGCAGCGGCGGCGGACGGUCACAGCAACUCUGUCAGGGAGCUGGAGCAUCCGGGCCAGGCUGCACAGAGAUGCGGCGCAUGUAGAGCUCGGCGUGCGGACUGGACACACACCGCUGCACCUCACCGCUGCUACCAUGGUUUACACACCGCUGAAAACCUUCACUGGACGCGUUUGUUUUCAAAUGGCGGCGCUUAAAACGCGGAGGUGAGCGGCUCCUUUGCUGGAGAGGAGUGCGCACUUGUUUUUUUUUUUUUUUACCUUCUCUGAUAUUCCCUGUUUUGCCUCAGGCAGAGCAGCCAACGCUAAUUAAUCCGUUUUUUUUGGAGUCCUUUUUUAAAACUGCAUGACGAACCAUGACGUCUGGACAGGACGAAAGCUCAGUCCGUGUGGCACUGAGGAUUCGUCCUCAGUUGGCCAGAGAGAAGAUCGAGGGAUGUCACAUUUGUACCUACGUGAUGCCCGGGGAGCCUCAGGUGAUCCUGGGGAAAGACAAGGCCUUCACCUACGACUACAUGUUCGACAUGGACUCCCAGCAGGACGCCAUCUACAGCACGAGCACUGAGAAGCUGAUCGAAGGCUGCUUCGAAGGCUACAACGCCACCGUGUUUGCCUACGGACAGACAGGUUCAGGGAAGACGUACACCAUGGGGACGGGCUUCGACGUCAACAUUGUGGACGAGGAGCUGGGCAUCAUUCCACGUGCUGUCCACCACCUCUUCAAAGGCAUCGAGGAGCGUCGUCAGGCCGCCCAGGAGCAGGGACGGCCCGUGCCCGAGUUCAAGAUCAACGCUCAGUUCCUGGAGCUCUAUAAUGAGGAGGUUCUGGACCUGUUUGACUCCACACGAGACAUGAAGCAAAAAUCUCACAUCAGAAUCCACGAGGACGCCACAGGAGGGAUCUACACGGUGGGCGUGACCACACGGACCGUGUCCUCCGAGGCCGAGAUGUUGCAGUGCCUGAAGCUGGGCGCUCUGUCUCGCACCACAGCCAGCACUCAGAUGAACGUGCAGAGCUCCAGAUCACACGCCAUCUUCACCAUCCACCUGUGCCAAGUCCGCGUUUGUGCCUCUGACAAUCAAGAAAACGAGACCGAUAACAGAGUUUCCAAUGGAAACGAGAUGGACGAGUAUGAGACGCUGACGGCCAAGUUCCACUUCGUGGACCUGGCUGGUUCAGAGAGACUGAAGAGAACCGGAGCCACGGGGGACCGAGCCAAAGAGGGCAUCUCCAUCAACUGUGGACUGCUUGCUCUGGGGAAUGUAAUCAGUGCUUUGGGAGACCGGAGUAAGCGGUCCUCACACGUGCCUUACAGAGACUCCAAACUAACGCGACUUCUGCAAGACUCAUUAGGAGGAAACAGCCAAACAGUGAUGAUCGCCUGCAUCAGUCCGUCUGACCGUGACUUCAUGGAGACUCUGAACACUUUGAAAUACGCCAACCGAGCUCGCAACAUCAAGAACAAGGUCAUGGUGAACCAGGACAAGGCCAGCCAGCAGAUCAGCGCUCUGAGAACAGAAAUAGCUCGACUACAGAUGGAGCUGAUGGAGUACAAGACGGGUAAACGUCUGGCAGGAGAGGACGGCAUGGAGAGCUUCAGUGACAUGUUCCAUGAGAAUUCCAUGCUGCAGACGGAGAACAGUAACCUGAGGGUGAGAGUGAAGGCCAUGCAGGAGACCAUCGACGCUCAGAGGGCGAGGCUGACUCAGCUGCUCAGUGACCAGGCCAACCAGGCCCUGGCCCGGGCGGGUGAAGGAGGAACAGAAGAAAUUGGAAACAUGAUUCAGGGUUAUAUCAAAGAGAUUGAAGACCUCAGAGCCAAACUCCUAGAGAGUGAGGCCGUCAACGAGAAUCUGAGGAAGAAUCUUUCCCGUGCCUCGAACCGUCAGUCCCUCUACGGAGGUCCCGGCUCCUUCUCCACCUCGCUGUUGGCCCCUGAGAAGGAGACCUCUGACAUCAUCGAACUGGCCAAGAAAGACCUGGAGAAGCUGAAGAAACGGGAGAAGAAGAAAAAGAAGAGUGCCAACAAGGAGGACGCUCCUGACAUCGAGCAGGAGAAGGAAACAACCGAACAAGUCAGUGAGGACGCAGAAAUGGAUGUCCAGGAAGGCAGUGACCAUGAAGAGGGAGAGGAGGAGGAGGAAGAGGAAGAAGAUGAGAUGGACGUGGAGGAGAGCUCAGAAGAUUCAGACUCAGAGUCUGAUGAAAAAGAGAACUACCAGGCAGAUUUGGCCAACAUCACCUGUGAGAUUGCAAUCAAGCAGAAGCUGAUCGACGAGCUGGAAAACAGCCAGCGGCGUCUCCACACGCUCAAACAGCAGUAUGAACAGAAGCUGAUGAUGCUGCAGUGCAAAAUCAGGGACACCCAACUGGAGAGGGACCGUGUGCUCCACAACAUGAAUUCAGUGGAAAGUGGCACCGAAGACAAAGCUCGUAAAAUCAAGGCUGAAUACGAGAAGAAGCUGAGUGUCAUGAACAAGGAGCUCCAGAAGCUCCAGUCGGCCCAGAAGGAGCACGCUCGCCUGCUGAAGAACCAGUCGCAGUACGAGAAGCAGCUGAAGAAGCUUCAGAUGGAUGUGGCAGAAAUGAAGAAGACCAAGGUCCGUCUCAUGAAGCAGAUGAAGGAGCAGCAGGAGAAGAACAGGAUGAAUGAAUCUCGCAGGAACCGCGAAAUCGCUUCCUUGAAGAAAGACCAGCGCAAGCAAGAGCAUCAACUCAGGCUUCUGGAGGCUCAGAAGAGACAGCAGGAGCUCAUCCUGAGGAGGAAGACGGAGGAGGUGACCGCUCUGAGAAGGCAGGUUAGACCGACCUCAGGUAAGGUCAUCAGAAAGGUCAAUCUCUCAGAACAGACAGUCCAGGACUCCACCCACAGACCUCCGUCUGGACGCAUGUACCCAUCUGGCAGUGCGGCUCCCAAUGGUAACCGUUCCUACUACAGGCGAACAACAGGCGUUUACUCCACCAGAGUAGCUCGGACCAAAUGGCAGUCGCUGGAGCGGAGGAUCUGUGACAUCAUCAUGCAGAGGAUGACCAUCUCGAACAUGGAGGCCGACAUGAAUCGUCUUCUCAAGCAACGAGAGGAACUGACCAAGCGUAAAGAAAAAGUCCUCAGGAAGAAAGACAGACUGGUCAGAGAAAGUCCAGAGGCCGAGAAGACCGUAGUUCCACUCAGUGAAGAAGUGGACGCCCUGACGGCCAACAUCGACUACAUCAACGACAGCAUCGCAGACUGUCAGGCUAACAUCAUGCAGAUGGAGGAAACCAAGGAGGAGGGUGACACCGUGGAUGUCUCUGCUGUGAUUGGUUCAUGCACCCUGGUCGAGGCUCGUUUCCUCCUCGAUCACUUCAUGUCUAUGGCCAUCAACAAGGGUCUGCAGGCGGCUCAGAAGGAGUCGCAGGUGAAGGUGAUGGAGGGCAGGCUGAAACAGACGGAGAUCACCAGCGCCACCCAGAACCAGCUGCUCUUCCACAUGCUGAAGGAAAAGGCGGAGUUCAACCCAGAGCUGGACGCUCUGCUGGGAAACGCUCUCCAAGAGCUAGGUAACAUCCCAGCUGAAAACGGUGACGACAGCAGCAGUGAUGAGUCUGCACAGAGUCCGUCAGCAGAGGGAACUACUGUAGUACUCGUAGUACAAGUCUCUUCUCAAGCGUCACGUGUCUGUGCUGCCCAGGCUCGGAGGAGGACCACCACUCAGAUGGAGCUGCUCUACGCCAACUCGGACUCGAACCCUGACGCUCCGCCGGCAGACUUCUCUGGUCCGAUGCUGCCUUUAGCUGAAACCCCUGACGCCGUGGGGGACGUGGAGACGUCAGGCUCAUCAGUCAGGGACUUCACCGCUCUCUCUCCUGGCUUUUCCUCUAAAAUGGGCAGCAUUUCUGGCUCCAGAACUUCACCUGGGUUGGAAAAGCGAACUCCGGAGCCUUCCCCGCUCUCUCGCAGGAAGACCUAUGACAAGGCGCACGCAGCAGCUGACAGGGCAAAGGUCAAGGAGAUUAAACAGGUGAACGGAUGUCUCCACUCGUCCUGCAACCACGUCCACCACACUGUCUCACGUCCACUCUUCGACCCACCCAAGGGCGUCAUUAACCCGGUGCCUUCCACCAAGAGCAGUCGUGCGGCGUCGCUGCAGUGCGUCCACGUGGCCGAGGGACACAGUAAAGCUGUUCUGUGUGUGGACUGCACCGACGACCUUCUCUUCACGGGAUCCAAAGAUCGGACCUGUAAGGUGUGGAACCUGGUCACGGGUCAGGAGAUAAUGUCCCUGGCCGGUCACCCCAACAACGUGGUGUCGGUGCGCUACAGCUCCAGUUUAGUCUUCACCGUGUCGACGUCCUACAUCAAAGUCUGGGACAUCAGAGACUCUGCCAAAUGCAUCCGUAUUUUGACGUCAUCGGGUCAGGUCAACAUCGGGGACGUGUGCAGCUCCAACACCAGUCGAACUGUCACCAUCCCUGCAGGAGAAAACCAGAUCAAUGACAUCACACUGAAUCCCAACGGGACGAUCCUGUACGCUGCUGCAGGAAACUCAGUCAGAGUCUGGGAUCUGCGAAGAUUUGCAUCAACUGGGAAACUCACUGGUCACCUGGGCCCUGUGAUGUGUCUGACUGUUGAUCAGACUGGGAGCAACCAAGAGCUGGUGAUCACCGGCUCCAAGGAUCAUUACAUAAAGCUGUUUGAGGUUUCUGAAGGCUCUGUGGGCAGCAUCAGUCCCACACACAACUUUGAACCUCCACAUUACGACGGCAUCGAGUCCCUGGUGGUGCAGGGAGACACCUUCUUCAGCGGCUCACGGGACAAUGGAAUCAAAAAGUGGGAUCUGGACCGCAGGGACCUGUGUCAGCAAGUUCCAAACGCUCACCGUGACUGGGUGUGUGCGCUGGGCGUCGUCCCAGGUUCUCCGGCUCUUCUUAGUGGCUGCAGAGCUGGUGUGCUCAAACUGUGGCACACAGACACGCUGGGAGCCCUGGGUGAACUCAGGGGACACGAGAGCCCCAUCAACAGCAUCGCCACCAACAGCAGCCACCUGUUCACUGCCUCAGACGAUCGUACAGUGAAGAUCUGGCGUGCGCGCGGUGGAAUAGACAGCACCUUCGACCUGGUUGACAAUACGGACGAGGUGGCGAGCAACUGACCACAGCGCCCCCUUCUGGACGGACUCUUGCGGCAUCCGCUAAUUUGCACUUUGACUGCGUCGCCUCUGAAGCCUGACUUUAGCUCCUCAAACACACGCAUAUCUCCAACACUACGCCACCUACAGGACAGUGUAGAAUCUAGAAUGACUAACGCAACAGCUGCUGUAGUUGUGUCUGUGCUGGUAGUCCAUGUAGUAGUAGGAAACGUUUUCUUUAUUUUUCUGCUUCUGUGCCGUAGUGUCCUCACGGAGAGAGCAGUUUAUUUAGGAGUUCAACACAACUUCAUGAUGUAGUAACUGCUAUGGCAGAAAACAGCGCCCCCACAGGCCGGAGGAGGAGACCGCACCAGAGCUAACCGGUUGGUAGCUGGUCUUCGCAACCAGGAACUGUUUUACCUGUACUUGAAGAAAGACCAACUUCCUAUGACUGUUUUUUUUUCUUCUUCCUCACAUUUAUCAAGUGUCUUCAUGUGAGAA